This is a messenger RNA of Vanessa atalanta (red admiral), 673 nucleotides long. RefSeq lists its product as uncharacterized. The record is from RefSeq and is a predicted model, not a curated record. The coding region runs from base 17 to 673 and encodes 218 amino acids. The transcript has a single exon. Lineage: Eukaryota; Metazoa; Arthropoda; Insecta; Lepidoptera; Nymphalidae.
AGCCAUACAACGAGAAAUGAAGGACUUUAUGAAAUCGCUACAGUAUCAGAGUGACAAGCUGGAUGAAUUGGUGGAAGGUCUCGUAUUUUGCAAGCAGUCAAUUCAGGAACUAAAACGAAAAAACACAGAAAUGAGCAAUAAAAAUUCUAACCUAGAAACUAGAAUUGGUGCAUUAGAACAACGGUUACAGGAGAUCGAGCAACAAAAAUUGGGUGAUCAAAUUGAGAUAUCUAAUAUACCUUACAAUGAUAAAGAAGACGCAAGGUUGAUUGUUGAAGAAAUUGCAAAUAAAUUGCAAUUACCAAAAGAUGAUGUAGUAAGUAUUCAGACGAAAGUGGGCUCGAGUCGAAAUGAAAUGCCGGGACCGAUACUAUUAAAAAUGAAGAAUGAAACUAUUCAAAACAAAUGGAUUACUACAUCAAAAAAGUGUAAGAUAUCUGUAAAGGAUGUUGUUGUAAAUACAGGUACAAAGUCCGGUCAACAAAUAGUAUAUAUACGAGAAUCCCUAACACCGUAUAAUAAAAAUUUAUUAUGGAAUGCAAAACAACAACUUAAGGAUAAGUACAAGUUUAUAUGGAGUAAAAAGGGUGUUAUUCGUGUACGUAAGGACAGUGAUAGUGUACCUAUCAUACUAAGAUCAAUAAAGGACAUAAGUCGCUUAGUUGAUAAUUAA